AUGGCAGUGGAGGUGGAUGAAAUGAAUGAAAAAAGAGAGGGAGAUGUUCUAAUGUGUAACACUGAGCUUGAAACUGGGCAUUUGGAUCAAGGAAAACCGAAAGACAAGUCUGCCGUUGCGGGUAUCAUAGCAGCUGCAGCGAAUUUGCUUACAAUUGCAUCAGCGAGCAACCCCCUCGACGUUGGAUUCGCGUAUUUUAUUAUUGGCGUUUGUAUUAUCGCCCUCACUAUCGGCCUUUUUAUAAUUCUCUUCCGAAACCCCUAUUUCUUGUAUUACUGGAAAAACAAAGGAAUCAAACAACGAACUGAUAACACUCCGUGGAACGUGAAACUUAGGCGGACCGCGGCCAAUCUCUGGCACGCUAUGUGGGAGGUCAGAUGGACUGGCUUUACUCUACUUUUUACUCUCGCUGUUACCUUAGCCGUAUUUCCUAGCGUGUAUGUUUUAUUGGUUCCCAACAACUUUGAUGAAAACAGUCAGUGGCACACAAAAUAUUUCCACGCUGUUACUGUCUUCCUAUGCUACAAUGUUUUCGACUACGUGGGACGCAUGUUUGUCGGGUGGAUUAAAUGGCCAAAAUUCGCACAGAAGAAGCUUCUUUUGUCCAUGGCAGUUCUUCGCGCGAUCCUGAUUCCAUUGUCAACGCUGUGCAACAUUAAUUCAAAACGGAUUCCUACCGUUUUUUAUCAUGAUUCAAUUCCAACUAUCCUAGUCGGCCUGCUCGGUCUUACGAAUGGUUAUCUCAUCUCCCUGAGUGUCAACUAUGCACCAAGAUAUGCAUCGCCGGGCAACGAAGAGGGCUGCGGCAUUGCAACGUCAACGUAUAUCUCGCUGGGUCUGUGUAUCGGCGUAUUCCUAUCCUAUGGAAUUGUGGCCCUCGUCUAG
Molecule: messenger RNA, 885 nt
Organism: Echinococcus granulosus
Lineage: Eukaryota; Metazoa; Platyhelminthes; Cestoda; Cyclophyllidea; Taeniidae
Product: Equilibrative nucleoside transporter 3
Exons: 7
Coding region: 1-885 (294 amino acids)
Biological process (GO): nucleoside transmembrane transport
Cellular component (GO): plasma membrane
Molecular function (GO): nucleoside transmembrane transporter activity
Source: RefSeq, a predicted model, not a curated record